AUGAAACUCUCAUUUGCUCUCCUCGGCGGGCUCUUCGCCCUGGCAUCCGCCCAUCAGUGCGGCACCAAGCCUAACGCCGACAUCAAGGCCCUGCACGCCUCCCUCGCCGCCAACAACGGCACCAGGCGCCGGGACCAAUACCGCCGGCCUGCCGGCGAGCCGUUCCAGAUCCCGACCUUCUUCCACGUCAUCACCUGCGGCAAUCAGACGACGCCCGGGUUCUGCAACGGAACGGUGACCGUCGGUAACUUGACGUACCCUCGUAUGCAAACCGUCGUGUCGCCCAAGGCCGUCGAAGACCAGCUCGCUGCCCUCAACACCGCCUACGCACCAGCCGGCUUCUCCUUCGUCCUCAACGACACCGCCUUCGUGCCCGCUCCCCAGUGGCGCGACCUCGAAAUCCUCGGCGACGCCGAAAAGGCCAUGAAGACGGCGCUGCGCCGGGGCGACUACGCCACGCUCAACGUCUACGUCACGCCCAUCGCCCCUGACGCCGAAGCUGGAAGCAUUGUCGGCUACGCCACCUUCCCAGGAAGAGCCAGCAAGGCCGCCUUUGCUAGGGACGGCGUCGUCGUCGACUCCGCUACGCUGCCCGGCGUGGACAAGCCGCCGUUCAACCGCGGCAUGACGCUCGUCCACGAGGUCGGGCACUGGCUCAGCCUGCUUCACACCUUCGAGGCCCCCGAUGAUGCGGACGACGAGGACCCGCUGGCCGGCUGUCGCGGGCCCGGCGACUACAUGUACGACACCCCCGCCGAGGGCACCUCGGCGACCGGUUGCGAGAUUGGCCGGGACACGUGCACGGGAAGCAUCGAGGCCGAGAACACCUGGUCGAUGCCCGGCCCGGACCCCAUCCACAACUACAUGGACUACUCGUACGACGCAUGCCUGUACGAGUUCACGCCGAUGCAGGUGGAGCGCAUGGCGGAGGUGUACGUCGACGUGCGCAUCAACUACGUCGAGGGCACGUUUGAGGGGCCCGGACCGGACGAGGAGCUGGAGAGGGAGGCCCAGGAAAAGGCUGCACAGGAAAAGGCCGCCCGGAAAAAGGCCGCCCAGGAAAAGGCUGCCCGGAAAAAGGCGGCGCAGGACAAGUUCAUCGACCGCCGCCCGUUGCCGAGCAAGUAA
This is a messenger RNA of Cordyceps fumosorosea ARSEF 2679, 1128 nucleotides long. RefSeq names its product metalloprotease MEP1-like protein. The coding region runs from base 1 to 1128 and encodes 375 amino acids. Gene Ontology annotation, molecular function: metallopeptidase activity. The transcript is spliced from 4 exons. NCBI's taxonomy places the organism in Eukaryota, Fungi, Ascomycota, Sordariomycetes, Hypocreales, Cordycipitaceae. The record is from RefSeq and is a predicted model, not a curated record.